Molecule: messenger RNA, 2431 nt
Organism: Penaeus monodon (black tiger shrimp)
Lineage: Eukaryota; Metazoa; Arthropoda; Malacostraca; Decapoda; Penaeidae
Gene: pod1
Product: coronin-7-like
Molecular function (GO): protein binding
Source: RefSeq, a predicted model, not a curated record
CGUAUCGAGAGUUCCACUCCGACAUCUUUCCUGAAACACCAGGUUAUGUUCCAUCUACCUCCAUCACACAGUGGCUUGAGGGGGCCAGUGUCCAAAGAAAGACCAUUUCCUUGGAUUCCAGGCCCCAAGAGACCUUCAACCCCAAAAAAAAUCCAGAUCCACCGCGGGCCACUUACCCGGGCUUCAUGCCGCUAAGCCCAAGGGGCCAAAAAAACCCCAAAACCGCUUGGUUGUGUGCACAGGAGACAGAUGGAAAUAUAAGUGGAAAGUGUAUAGAGACAGAGGAAGAGAUAAAACCACGCACAGUUAGCAUCUCUGAGCUUCGGAAAAAUUAUGAGACAAAGGAGGAACCACAGGAGAUUCAGGAGGAGCCAGAAGAGGAGAACCCCUCCAAGUUGGCCUCGAUCCGUAAGGCCUUUGAGACGCGCUCCAUCUCUGUGGACGAGAAGAUAGUCGAAAGGAGACGAGAGGAAGUGCGGCAGGAACAGACCAUUCAGGAAGAAGAGAAAGAAAAUGUUGGGGAACCUGUUACGCUGCGUGAAGGUAGUCGCGUAAGUGCAGCAGAGCGCAGACGAACCUUUGAACAGAGAAUGACCAGUGUGGAGGAGAAGCCUGCAUCGCCAACCCCUAGGAGGCCAACAGUUACACGAUCUUUCAGACGUGUGUGCAAGUUCCGGCACUUGAAGGGUACUCCAGGCCACAAGAGCACCUGCAUAGAAAACCUCAGAGAUCUGAACCGGACAACCCCUGGAGAGUGCGAUGGCAUGGCUGCGAACAGUGAGUUUGUGGUGUUACCCCUAAGUGGUCCAGGGGGGAAGUUGUCUGUCAUGAAACACAAGAAGGGUGGACGACAGCCUGAUGGUGUCAUUCCAUCACUCAUGAACACUGCCAAUGUCAUGGACUUUGCCUUUGAUCCAUUUAAUGAUCAUACCCUGGCCGUUGCAUGUGACGACGGCAAAAUUAAUCUGUGGCAUAUUCCGGAGGGUGGGUUGACUCAGCCUACUAAUGAGCCCACUGAGACCUUCAUGGAUGUUGGAUCAGCUGAUAAGAUCACCAUCCUCAAGUGGCACCCCUUAGCAGCAGGUGUUUUAGCAGUUGCCACAGGUGACCUCACUGUGAAGAUUUGGGACCUACAUAGUAGAACUGUGUCACUUACUCUUGCACCUCAUCCUGACCAGAUAUUUUCCAUGGCCUGGAGUCCAUGUGGUAGAUAUCUGGCCACAAUGUGCCGUGAUAGCCAUAUCCGUGUGUAUGACCCACGCACGUCCACCGACCCCAUUCGUGAGGGUAACGGGCCAGUGGGAGUGCGGGGAGCAAGGGUCCUCUGGGCACUCGAUGGCAAAUUCAUAGUCACUGUUGGAUUUAGCAAGCUAUCAGAAAGGCAGAUCAGUUUUCAAGGCACCGAGUUGUCCGCAAGCCAAGCCAACACUGGGGGGUGUUUCCCCCCCCCCCCCCCCAAACCAACUGACAUCAGCCCAGCAAUGCUGAUUCCCUUCUAUGAUUCUGAUUCGUCAACGCUUUUUGCUACAGGAAAAGGUGAUAGCACCAUCUUUGCCUACGAGAUUGGGAGCGAUUACCCACACCUGUUUCCCUUGUCCAACCACAAGUGUGGAAGUGUGCAUCAGGGAUUGGUCUUGUUGCCAAAGCAGAUGUGCGAUGUUCGGCAAGUGGAAUUCUGCAAGGCAUUGAGAUUAACCUCUUCUAUUCUUGAGCCCCUCUCCUUCACUGUGCCCAGAGUAAAGACGGAGCUGUUCCAGGAUGACCUCUUCCCACCAACCUUUGUCAGUUGGGAGCCUGUGAUGACAGCUGCUGAGUGGCUUGGAGGGACCAACCGCCCACCACGGACACAAUCCCUGCAGCCAGAAGAUAUGAUUAGCUUGUCUGAGAGCCGCGAGCAGCAGUCCCCAGUGGCACCCCCAACUUAUGGCGGAUCCCAGACUCACAUCCGUCACGAGACCCCCCCGUUCCUCAAGGGCAUGGUACCCAAUGAAGUCCGACAGACUCAACACAAGAACCUUAAUGUGCCUGAGGAAGUCCAGGAGACACAGACACGGCUGGAAGAGUCAAUGAGCCAACAGAUGAAUCAGGUGACGAAGACUCUGGAACAGGACAGGAUGGAAGGCGUUGAUUCCACCGAAUGGGAGGACUAGAGCUCGCCACAAGCAUUGUCUCGGAGCCCCGCCACUCUAGUCGGCUCAGUAGGCCAAGUGAAUGGACCAGCUUUCAACAUAUCGUGGCCUCGGAACGCUACUAUGCUAUUUGUUUGAUUGUCAUUACUACCUUUUUUUUUUAUUCUGUGCUUGGCAGUACUAAAGAGCAGAUAUUCAAAAGGACAGUUGUGGGGUGUACAAUUUAGUUUUAAGAAAAAGCUGUUGUGUUUUCCAAGCAUGUGGAAAUCUUAUUUUGAUAAUAUAUAAGUAAAAAAAAAAAA